This is a messenger RNA of Elaeis guineensis (African oil palm), 1237 nucleotides long. RefSeq lists its product as uncharacterized. The record is from RefSeq and is a predicted model, not a curated record. Lineage: Eukaryota; Viridiplantae; Streptophyta; Magnoliopsida; Arecales; Arecaceae. Gene Ontology annotation, molecular function: sequence-specific DNA binding.
AUGCAUUCACUAGCCCCGCACCGCUGCCAAUCUCCUCAUUCCCCGCUUCCGAAAACCCCAACCAGCUGGUGGGGUGAACGGACAGAUGUUGUAUUCGUCCGGCCGUCACCUCCUGUUCUCCUCUCUCAUGGCGGCAACCAAACCCCAUCGCGUCCAUCAAAUCGUGGGGGCGUCGCUUCUGAGCUCCAGUAAGAAGCCGAGGACGAUGGCGACCGAUUCUAGCAUGAAGGAGGAAUUCUCGAAAUAUGCUGACUAUCUCAACGAACUUAAUGACAAGCGGGAGAGAGUUGUGAAGGCCAGUCGUGAUGUGACAAUAAAUAGCAAAAAGGUUAUAUUCCAGGUGCACAGAAUCAGUAAGGAUAACAAAGAAGAAGUCUUGGCAAAGGCAGAAAAUGAUCUUGCAGCUGUGACCGAUCAGUAUAUAUCCAGAUUAGUAAAAGAGUUGCAAGGGACUGACUUUUGGAAGCUUAGGCGUGCCUAUACCUUUGCAGUCCAAGAGUAUGUUGAAGCUGCAACAUUGUGUAGAUUCUGCAAGACUGGGACUCUAUUGAAUCUUGCUGAGAUUAAUGCUUCUUUGCUACCGCUUAGUGAUCAAUCUGUUGAACCCUUGCAGAUAAAUGUUCUUGACUACCUUUUGGGGCUUUCAGAUUUGACUGGAGAGCUGAUGAGACUUGCCAUUGGUCGAAUAUCAGAUGGAGAAGUUGAAUAUGCUGAGAAGAUAUGUCGAUUUGUACGAGAUAUAUAUAGGGAGCUAACCCUUCUUGUACCUCUUAUGGAUGAUAACUCUGAGAUGAAGAAGAAAAUGGAAACAAUGCUUCAAAGUGUAGUAAAGAUUGAAAAUGCUUGCUUUAGCGUUCAUGUUAGAGGAUCAGAGUACAUUCCAUUGCUUGGAUCCAGUGAUCCAGAUUACUCCUUAUUUGGUGUACCGGAUUUUGAGUCAUGAAGUAGUUGCAUUUGCCUCGGUAAGACCACUUGUGCUCAUUUGAUCCUUGGCAUAAACUUGUAAAGAUUAUCAUGCAGUUUCCCUAAAGGUGUAGAACUUAUCAUGGGACCAUUAGAAGAACAUGAGAAAAAAGGAGGGGAACUCAAAUCCAUACCUGGAGGAUUAGGGAAUUUGUUUCCUUUACCUCUAUCUAAUAUCUUCUGAAUGUAGAUUGAUUGCAUUGAUGAUAGAGUGUGGUUAUGUUAAACUAUAUUUACACCAGGACUAAGCUAGAGAAGUAUUGAUUAGGGUGCA